Molecule: messenger RNA, 239 nt
Organism: Echinops telfairi (small Madagascar hedgehog)
Lineage: Eukaryota; Metazoa; Chordata; Mammalia; Afrosoricida; Tenrecidae
Gene: SPAAR
Product: small regulatory polypeptide of amino acid response
Exons: 1
Coding region: 1-228 (75 amino acids)
Source: RefSeq, a predicted model, not a curated record
AUGGAAACGGCGGUGCUUGGGAUGGUGGCCGUACUGUUUGUGGUCACCGUGGCCAUCGCCUGCGUCCUCUGUUGCUUCAGCUGUGACCCGAAGACCCAGGAUCCUCAGGGAGCCCCUGGCCCCAGCUUCACUGUGGCAACAUUUCGCCAGGAGACGUCCCUCUUCUCGAUUGGGGGCCACCAUACCCAGCCAGCAAGGGGCACCCGCGAGUUCUGGACCUUUGUAUGAGACCUAGCCCU